Messenger RNA from Echinops telfairi (small Madagascar hedgehog), 555 nucleotides. It is a transcript of the gene RAX2, whose product is annotated as retina and anterior neural fold homeobox 2. Lineage: Eukaryota; Metazoa; Chordata; Mammalia; Afrosoricida; Tenrecidae. Gene Ontology annotation, molecular function: RNA polymerase II cis-regulatory region sequence-specific DNA binding; DNA-binding transcription factor activity, RNA polymerase II-specific. The transcript is spliced from 2 exons. Gene Ontology annotation, biological process: positive regulation of transcription by RNA polymerase II. Bases 1 to 555 code for a protein of 184 amino acids. The record is from RefSeq and is a predicted model, not a curated record.
AUGUUCCCGGGCCCAAUUGAGGGGCCCACUGCCGAGGGUGAGUCCCCGGGGCCAGACAAGGAGGCCUGCAAGAAGAAGCGCCGGAGGAACCGCACGGCCUUCACCACGUACCAGCUGCACCAGCUGGAGCGGGCGUUCGAGGCCUCCCACUACCCGGACGUGUACAGCCGAGAGGAGCUGGCCGCCAAGGUGCACCUGCCGGAAGUGCGCGUGCAGGUCUGGUUCCAGAACCGCCGGGCCAAGUGGCGGCGCCAGGAGCGUCUGGAGUCCGGCUCCGUGGCUGUGGCAACCCCGAGGCUCCCCGAAGCCCCCGCCGUGCCCUUCGUCCACCCUCCGGCCGUGCCACUGACUCUGGAGCCCUGGCUGGGCCCGGCCCCGCCAGCAGUGGCCGGCCUCCCUCGCCUCCUGGGCCCGGGCCUCACCAUGCCGCCCCACUGGGCGUCUCCAACCUUUGCUCCGACCUUCACUGACGGCUUCCCUCUGGAGGAAGCAUCCCUGCGGCUGCUGGCCAAGGAGCAUGCGCAGACCCUGGACAGGCCCUGGGCUCUGGCUUGA